Molecule: messenger RNA, 7349 nt
Organism: Lates calcarifer (barramundi perch)
Lineage: Eukaryota; Metazoa; Chordata; Actinopteri; Centropomidae
Gene: drd1b
Product: dopamine receptor D1b
Exons: 1
Coding region: 1579-2970 (463 amino acids)
Biological process (GO): vasodilation; adenylate cyclase-activating adrenergic receptor signaling pathway; G protein-coupled dopamine receptor signaling pathway
Cellular component (GO): plasma membrane
Molecular function (GO): dopamine neurotransmitter receptor activity, coupled via Gs; G protein-coupled receptor activity
Source: RefSeq, a predicted model, not a curated record
GCAGCUGAGAGGAGAGAGAGGAGAGCGCGCACGAAAAACGGGUCUUGGAGAGACCAGAGUCAUUCCCAUCACUGUCCGCCGGCCAGUCACGCCGCAGACGCGUCGCAGGGUAUAGGCUACUGAAUGUUGCACGACAAAAGGAUGACCCCGAAAAGGAACGCAUAAGGACCGAUAAAAACACCUGAGGACCGUCGCAACAGGGGGUGGGGGUGGGAGCGUGACUGAUGGAGGAGAACGCAGAGAGGGUGAGCUCCUUUCACUUCGUACCAAGAUGCAAGUUGGAGGUAUAUCGAGGAGAUGUGGAUUUUUUUGUGUGUGGGACUGAUUUUCAUUAAUUCGCGAAAUUAGGGGAGCUGAUUUUGAUUUCACUUUUUUUUUAAAGAGGACCCAAGACGCUGUCGCUGGUCCCGCGCUGUCCACAUCCACUGGAGCCGAGCGCACGCUGGCUGAAAAAAAAAAAAAAAAAAAUAGGGAAUAACCAAAAAAAAAAAACUGCGCCCGUGUUUCAAAGACGUCAAGCCAGGGAUCCCGCUGCCAUUGAUGAUUUAAGUGGGUGGCCUUAAGAACUCUUAAAGGUUUCUGAAAGCUGAGCGAAACGGUCGUUUUGCUGCGUUCACACAAAUUGGCACGCAAACUAAACCAAAGGGGGGAGAAUGAUAUGACCCCGCAUUUGGAAUAUAGUGACACGGCAGCAUAAAAAAAGAGAAGCGAUUCUACAUAUGAUGGAUUAGACGUUUAAUCUGCAUCCCCCUGCUUUCAAAAUGAACUAUUGAGACUUUUGAAUGCUGUUGUCGGCCUCAUUUUUUCCCCUCAAUACUCAGGUUGGCUGGACACUGUGCCAUUUACUAACGGGGUGGGUGGGGGGGACUGCAUUCAAAGAAAUAAAACAUAGAACAUAAAAACACAACACCUAGCAGCCGGGGUGGAUCAGCGUCAGUGUUUGCACAAAUAUAUUCCCACAGACACGCCUCGAGGAUCAUUAAACAAAUCAGAUAAACGCAACGCGAAAACCAUCAAUAAUAGUUAUUGAUGAGGUGGUAUAUAAGGCUAAUGAUUGGCCAAGCCUCUGUUUACUCAUCAGCUCGGCAACAAUAUGGUGUGAAACUUUCGCUGAGGGCUCGACAGCUGAGGCUUACAGUGAGAGGAGAAAGCAAGGACUCUUCUUUAAAUAUCAUUUUUACUAAGACUAUUUUUGACUACAGCGUUGAUUGAAGAGAUAAUUGGAGACAACAGCUGGGAUAUUCUUCCUUUUCGUACUAGAAUGUCUGCUGCCUGUGCUGCUGCUGCAAGAAUCUUUCAACCAGGCAUUUUUGUGGGGCAAAUUUCUGAAGAGAUCUUUUUGAAAUAUUUAUAGCAGCUCCUCUGCAAGGAUGGUGGUUGUGACAAGGAGCCUAUGGAUGACCCAGUCUGUGGGAGAGCUGGUGCCGAGACAAUUGACCUCUCCGCCAGCUACUCUGUCUGUCUAAAACUCUUCCCCAGGGAGGCACAGCUGCUGCAGGCUGGGGAUGUGAUGGGGUGACUGUUGACACCCCCCUCACCCACCCCCUCUCUCACUUUAUUAGCAGUGUUAAAUAAACAAUGGAUCAGAAUUUCUCAACGGUUCGAGAUGGCAAGCAGCUGCUACCAGAGAGAGACUCGUCUAAACGCGUGCUGACAGGAUGCUUCCUCUCCCUCCUCAUCUUCACCACACUGCUAGGCAACACGCUUGUGUGCGCCGCCGUCACCAAAUUUCGACACCUGAGGUCGAAGGUCACCAACUUCUUUGUCAUCUCGUUGGCCAUCUCUGACCUCCUGGUAGCUAUCUUGGUGAUGCCAUGGAAGGCAGCAACAGAGAUUGUGGGGUUUUGGCCUUUUGGUGCGUUCUGCAAUGUCUGGGUGGCGUUUGACAUCAUGUGCUCCACUGCCUCCAUCUUGAACCUGUGUGUGAUUAGUGUCGACCGUUACUGGGCCAUCUCGAGCCCAUUCCGCUAUGAACGCAAGAUGACCCCUAAAGUGGCGUGUCUGAUGAUCAGUGUGGCGUGGACCCUGUCUGUCCUCAUCUCCUUCAUUCCUGUUCAGCUUAACUGGCACAAAGCUCAGACCACCAGCUACGCGGAGCUUAACGGAACAUACCUCGGCGAUCUUCCCCCUGACAACUGUGACUCCAGCCUUAACAGGACCUACGCUAUCUCCUCCUCCCUUAUCAGCUUCUACAUCCCUGUGGCUAUUAUGAUCGUCACCUAUACCCGGAUCUACCGCAUUGCCCAGAAACAGAUACGGAGAAUAUCUGCCCUGGAGCGGGCAGCAGAGAGUGCCAAAAACCGUCACAGCAGCAUGGGGAAUAGUUCGAACAUGGAGAGUGAGAGCUCAUUCAAAAUGUCAUUCAAACGAGAAACCAAAGUCUUAAAGACACUCUCAGUCAUCAUGGGAGUGUUUGUGUGCUGCUGGUUGCCCUUUUUCAUCCUCAACUGCAUGGUUCCGUUCUGUGAGCCGAACCUGCCAGAUGGUGCCACGGACUUCCCCUGUAUCAGCUCCACCACCUUUGACGUGUUUGUGUGGUUUGGCUGGGCAAACUCCUCGCUCAACCCCAUCAUCUAUGCCUUCAACGCAGACUUCCGCAAGGCCUUCUCCAUCCUCCUGGGUUGCCACCGGCUCUGCCCGGGGAGCAACGCCAUCGAGAUCGUCAGUAUUAACAACAACAUGGGUGCCCCUACCUCGAACCCCAACUGUCAGUAUCAGCCCAAGAGUCACAUCCCAAAGGAGGGCAACCAUUCAGCCAGCUACGUGAUACCCCACAGCAUCCUGUGUCAGGAGGAGGAAUUACAGAAGAAGGACGGAUGCAGAGGGGAGAUCGAGGUGGGGAUGGUAAACAACGCCCUGGAGAAACUCUCCCCGGCCAUCUCUGGGAAUUUAGACAGCGACACUGAGGUCACACUGGAAAAGAUCAAUCCCAUAACACAGAAUGGACAGCAUAAAGCUGUGUCAUGUUGAGAGAAGGCAAAGAUAGAGAGGAGUACACCGUAUGUAUGCACAAAGGGAAGAAAAGCUUACACAGAGGGACAGCAAAAGGAAACAAAAGAGACAGACGUCUUUAAAAACAUGCCUGACAGGAAAACCGUGAGUGGGAUAUAAAGGACCUUAAGACUGUCAACAAAAAUCCACAUGGAAAAACCUACAGAAUGUUUAAAAGUAAAGGCACUUUAUCCUGGAUAUAACUAUCUGCAAAAUACUCUCAGCAUUUAUUGAUGAAAUUGACACAUUUGAUGAUAAAUGUUGAUAAUGUGAAUAUUAAAGCAGAACACUAGCUAUGUGCACAUGUAUACAUUUUUUCAAACCAUUUACAAAAGAUGUAUACAUCUGCAUGUGUAUACUGUACAGUACUGACACUAUCCUGGGAGGACUUAAACACAGUAUAUACAGUGGAGCAAGAUGUAGUAACUAUUAGCAAAAUGUCUUGUAGGUAGGUGCUUUAUAUGUGUUUCAUGGAAGAGAGAGCAAUGUGAGUAAAUUGGUUUUGGUACAGUAUAAUUAGUUGUUUAUUGCAGUUAUUUCUCUUCAGUACAUUUCUAAUAAUAAUUUUAUUGCAAAAUUGAAACGCCUAUAUUGCAGUGGUAAUUUACUUUAGUUAAAUUACUUCAGACACCAAAGGAGCAAUGUUCUGAUCCAAACUAAAACACAGAGGGAGCAGAUAAAGGAGUUCAAUUCCCUAAGCCAAGUUGUCAAAUCUUUAUAAACAUUUCAUUUCUACCCCUCAACCCUAUAUUAUCAUGAAGGAUCUCCAGAUUCUUAUAAAAGCUGAUAUGUUCAGAGACCAGCUGGUGAUUGUGUAAGACAGAAAGGAAGACAGGGGAGAUAGAAAAAGUCACUCCUGUGGUCAACGUUCCUUCGCUUCUAUUCUGAUCUAUCCUCAGUCAUGCCCACAUGGGACCGAUUUGACUGUCUCACCUGAGGUUUCUUCCAUCUCUUCUCCUCACUCCCUGUUUUCAUUAGCUUUGUCUCCCCAUCUUCUUCUCUUCAGCAAACCCUCUCUAGGGCCCUCCAGUCUCUUCUCCUCUCCAUAUUCCUGCUCUCUUUUCCUCAGUCAGCAAAGUCCCUUUCUCCCUUGUACUGCUCUUAUUUCUUCAGUGUUGACAACCUCUUCUCUUCUCCACACUGUUCCCUCAGUCAGCACGGUCCUUUACACCUGCACCAUAUCUUCCUUUUAUGUUUUUUUUUUCUUUCUCUGCCUGCAGCCCUUUGGCAGCCCUCCAUUUUACGUUCUUACUCUGCCCACUUAAAGUGGCACUAAUGAUUCUAUUUUUGGCAAAUGGUGUCAGUCCAUAAUUUAAAAAGAAUGUAAAUCUGUAAACUAAAAUUUCUGCACUUGGACAGAAGAGGCAGAGCAGCAGUAGCAGUAGAGUUCACUCAGCUGGAAUGCUAGUGACACUUAGUGACCUUUUGCAAACUUGCAGAUAUCUGAUUUUCUAAAUUGCUCAUGCUGGGAGCCAUGCUGUGCUGUAGCGGUGAUGUAGAGCAUGCAGUGCGACAGUUGCUCUGUUUGCAGGGGUGGAGUCCACGACUGACCAUCAUGAUAAGGAUUACCUUCAAGAUAUCAGGCAUAUUUGUAUUGAUUCCUCCCAGAGAUUUGUCUUUGCACAGUUGCACUUUAACAGUAAAUGUGCAGGACUGAAAUAUACAUUUACAAUGUACAGUAAGUGUUGAUGUUAGAAUAAAAUCAUUUAUAAAAGGUGGUUUUGGGUAAGUUAGUCCUUAUUAUGAAAUGCUUCUGUCACAGGUUUGCUGUAAAGCUACUGCUGUCUGAAACAUUUAUAUUUUUUAACAGUGCUCAAAUAGGCAUUUGUCAGUGUUGGGACUUUCACAUUUUAAGUUGAGUUUGAAGAGUUUAAAGUGAGAAUGUAGCAUUUGCUGACUCUGGCCACAGUAGCCACAACUGACAAUUAGCAGUAGAAAUCAGAGCAGAGUCAUCAGUUUAGCUAAGUGGUUCUGUAAUGUUUGCUUUACAGCUGAAAUGAUCCACAAUUUAGCUAACAUUAGCCGCCAUAAGCAACUAGUCAUACCAGACCAAGUGUGGCUGCAGCAACAAAAAUCCUGAGUAUACUGAAGUGAGCAAAAGUAGAUUUUAGCUGUUAUGGAUUCACCUUUUCAUUUGUAAUAGAAUAAAAGUGUGUUAUUUCCUCAUUCAAAGUUUUAUGUGUUUGUGGCCAUUAUAAUUAAAGAUAAGGACAAAGAACAAAAGAACAUAAAUGUAGGAAGUCCCAAAAAAAUGAUCUAUUCAUUAUCGCUACCAAAUAAAUUUAAAACAGAAUUCAUAAUGUCAUAGUAUAGAUUGAAUUAAAUAAAGUAUAGAGGUUUUCAGAUUUUAAAUAAAUGCAAAGUCUAUGCUUGGCAAACAUAAUGAGCUGCAUAUUCUGAUCACAGUCUACACACUGAGUCUUUCUGGUCAGCAACAUGCUCUCUGACAUUGUAUGCUGAGCGUCCACCCUGUGCUCUGUGUGUCCAUGAAGGCGUGAAACUGUUGCUCAUCAGAGAAAGGAAGAACUGAUCCAAUAGAAAACAACUGGUCUUGAAUGAAGCAUUUGAUUUUCCUGCUGUGGAAAAUCCAAUGCUAUCUAGAUGGCAACAAAGGGGGGGAAAGCUUUUAGCUCAAUACGUGGUUUGGCUUGUGACACAAAAGCAACUCAUUGUCCUCUCUGCCUCCCUGUCCUUGGCUUCUGCCAUUUGCUGCUCCAUCAGUUUAAAAACUGACAUUUAUGAACUUGAAUUUGGAUUAGCUAUCUUGUCUCAAGAAUUAAUUAAAUUUUCCAAGUGCUCAAAUUCUAUUUGAACUGCCACAAUAUACUGUAACUUCCCACUCUACUCCCUGUCCAAUUCCUCAACCAUAUCAGCUCAGCGACUGUCCAUUUUCACUCUUCACCAGUUUCUCUUAAUUUACUCCCUAAUUAUUUCCAAAUACAAGGCAGCUCAAACAUGCAACAAAAUGUGAACAUAUAAUCUGUCAGGAUUGGACAUGGAAGGGAACUGCCUUGGGGGAAGAUUCCCCCCACCCCUCCACCCUCCCCUCUCCCCACCCUCUUUCCUCCUUUUUCUCUAUCUCUUUCUCUUUUCUCUUGGCUGCCUCUGUCGACUUGAUGAGCGUUCCCAAUGUUAACACAGAUUGAAUUUAUUAUUAAACAGACAGGGCCUACUGUUUUCCUUCUGUAGUUUGAGUCAAAGCGCUGAAUCAAAGCCCCAGCUGGUUGUUUAAUUAUUAUUAUUAUUAUUAUUAUUAUUAUUAUUAUUAUUAUUAUUAUUAUUAUCAUUGCUGUUGCCAGAAUUCUUAUUUUUGGCUGAAUGUGGCUGUACUAUUGCUUAUGCUGUUAUUUAACCAGUGUUUUAUAAGCUGAAAAUUGGGGGGAAGGGGUACUCUUAUUGAUAUAGAGAUUAAUAUGCCAUCAUGUCGUGACAUCAUUGGCAUUUACAGGUUUACCAGAUGUUUCUUGUAUAUGCUGUAUGUAUACAUUUAUAGAAACAUACCUCCAGCUGAGAGUUGAAAUGAUCUCUGCUGUAUUUUGGCUCCAUAUAACCCCCCUCCCCUCCUGAGCUUUCACCUUGUCAACUUGGUGAGUCAUCUUUCCAGCUGCCACUGCUUUGAUUUUGGAGAGGGGCAAUGUCAGGCAACAGUCCCACAAGCAAAAUGCUUUGUUUGAUCCGGAGCGUUUCCCCCUAGGCUGCCCCACAAGUUGCUUUGGGGAGCUAUAAUGACAGUACACAGUCUCUCAGUCAGUGUAGUUACAUGAAUAAUGACAACUUAAGCAAAUCUGACAGUGCAGAAUGCCUCCUCUUCUUCCUCCUUCCCCGAUAGGGGGGGGCAAGCGAUGCAACAGGCAUAGGGCUGAACAACACUCCCAGGCCCAGGGAAUGUGGGAGGGGGAUCAUUUUAAUGAUGAUGUUUCAGCUCACUCUAGGAUAAUGAUGGAGUCCCUACCUCGACAUCAAUUCAGUGAUAAAACUUCAUGUAAAAAAAAGAAAAAGAAAAAAAAGAAAAAAUAUUAAUGGCAGUAUUUAGGGUUGGGGAGUGCAGGGAUAGAGUAUUGUACAAUGAUGUUCAAAAUGUAGUCGUGAUGAACACAAGUGCUUUUUAUCUUCAAAAAUCCUUAAUGUGUAGCAGACUUACAUGCUGUAUGUUUUCUCCAUUGUGGGACUAUAAUUUACAGUAAGACGCAACAGUCACUGACUAUUUAUACAUUUAUUUAUUUACAUGUCUUGGGUGUUCAUUCAUGAAAGUGAUGUCAAAGCUUAUAACCCUCAGAAUUAUUACAGUAUUUAGUUUACAGUUUGUACAAAAAAAUGUGCCCUUCUUGUAAAAUAAACAUGUAUGUAUUUUUUUUUCA